UAUUGCAAACUAAUCGCAUGGCAAAAAUUUGCGCGCAUUAUUGUGAGUCACGCACGACUGCUCUGUCAGUGUCUGUCCGCGAGGUCGGCCAAUCUAUCAGUAGCCGCAUUCGUUGAUAUUCACCGCGACAAUAAUCACACGCGUCUCUCUGAUCCGAAUAGUAAACGAAAAUUUGACACCCGGCUUCAAAAGUAUCGAUUUAAUUCACGUACGCGAGAUGUGGUUCUACGUGAUCUUGGCCUUGGUCGAGGCUGCCCUCAUGAUCAUGUUUGCUCAUUUUUAUUUACACAUGAGCAGAACGGGCAGAGCUAUCGACGCUCUACCUGGACCCAGGGCUAUACCGAUUUUGGGAAAUUUGCUGCAGCUUCACGUGACGCUCGUGGAAUUGUUUGGAUUGUUACGUGAAUGGGGAGCUAAAUAUUAUCCAGUUUAUAGACUAUGGUUUAGUAUCAAACCGGUCGUCUUCAUUCAACACCCGGACGACAUCGAGAUUCUUCUAAUGAGCUCAAAACAUAUCAACAAGGAAAUGGCCUAUGAGCACCUCUAUUCGUGGCUACAAACUGGACUAUUAACAAGCGGAGAUAAAAAAUGGCAUCAAAGAAGGAAACUUCUGACUCCGGCUUUUCACUUCAACGUAUUGAAAAAGUAUAUGGAAAUCACGUUCGAGCAGAGUAACAAAGCAGUCACGGAUCUAGAAUCGCUGGGAAAAGAAACCAACGUGAACUUGUUACCCUACUGUUCCAAGUACACUUUGAAUAUCAUUUGUGAAUCGUCCAUGGGUGUAUCGUUGACCAGCGAACAGGAUAACAACGAAGCUAAGAAAUAUAAAGAUGCAGUUUACAAAAUAGGAAAUAUCAUAAUUUACAGAUUGUUAAGGCCCUACAUUCUAGACUGGAUGCUCCAUUUUAUGCCUCAACUGAACAAAGAGACAAAAAACACCUUAGGCUAUCUUCACAGGUUCACCAGCAAGAUAGUCAACGAACGUCGGGAGUAUCACAUAAGUACGGGAUACCAACAAUUAAACGAUUUGAAUCAUGAGGCUGACGACGACACAGCCGUUUACGGCAAAAAACGAAGACUUGCCAUGCUAGAUCUGCUGCUCACGGACGAAAAAAACGGAUUGAUAGACGACGCUGGAAUUAACGAAGAAGUGUCCACGUUUAUAUUCGAGGGACAUGAUACAACAGCUUUGGCAAUGUGCUACGCAAUAUUAUUACUCGCUGAAAACAAAGAAGCACAAAAAAAAGCGCGUGAGGAAGUGGAAGAGCUAUUAAAACCUAAAAAUGGCGCGAUGGAUACGUCAGAUCUGCAAAAAAUGAAUUAUUUAGAGAGAUGCAUCAAGGAAACUAUAAGAUUGUACCCCUCGGUUCCGAUGAUAGCGCGUCGAAUAGACGAGGAUUUGCAAUUGAAACAUUGUUUGGUACCGCAAGGAUCCAACGUGUUUGUUCACCUUUUCAAUUGCCACAGGGACCCACACUUUUGGUCGGAACCAGACAAAUUUGAUCCAGAUCGCUUCUUGCCGGAUGAAAUAAAGAAACGACAUCCGUUUUGCUACGUUCCUUUCAGUGCUGGAUAUCGAAAUUGCAUCGGUCAAAAAUUCGCCAUGAUGGAAUUGAAAUCUCUGAUAGCCCGAAUUUUGUAUGAUUUUUAUUUGGAACCGAUUGAUCACCUGUCUGACAUCAAAAUACAAUCCGAUAUAGUUUUACGUCCAGCUACACCAGUUCAGACUAAAUUUAUCAAGAUUGAUAGAUCGUAAUUUUUUGUACGACUAAUUUUUUUUACGUAAUACUCAAUAAACCGAAUUGAACCUAAUGAAAUUUAUUUGAAAUAUAAUAGAUAGAAAUAACAAUGAUUACCAUUGACAACAAUGAAGUAAAAAGUUGGUGUUAAAAGAGCUUGGCUUGUUAGGAAACUUGUAUUUUAAAUUUAAAAAAAAUUAUGUUACAUUAAAGUUUUAAGUAUUAUUA
Messenger RNA from Trichogramma pretiosum, 1967 nucleotides. Its product is annotated as cytochrome P450 4C1-like. Lineage: Eukaryota; Metazoa; Arthropoda; Insecta; Hymenoptera; Trichogrammatidae. Gene Ontology annotation, molecular function: heme binding; oxidoreductase activity, acting on paired donors, with incorporation or reduction of molecular oxygen; monooxygenase activity. The record is from RefSeq and is a predicted model, not a curated record. The coding region runs from base 218 to 1756 and encodes 512 amino acids. The transcript is spliced from 12 exons.